AUGGCGCAUAGAAUACUGAGAGAUCACGAAGCUGAUGGAUGGGAACGCUCUGAUUUCCCAAUCAUCUGCGAGUCCUGUCUCGGUGACAAUCCUUACGUUCGAAUGACGAAGGCAGAAUAUGAUAAAGAGUGCAAGAUCUGUACCCGACCAUUCACGGUGUUCAGGUGGCGACCUGGCCGUGAUGCUAGAUACAAGAAAACCGAAAUCUGUCAGACAUGCUGCAAGCUGAAGAACGUGUGCCAAGUCUGUCUCUUGGAUCUUGAGUAUGGUCUUCCUGUUCAGGUCAGAGACACGGCGCUCAACAUUAGCACUCAUGACUCUAUCCCAAAGAGCGAUGUCAACAGAGAGUUCUUCGCUGAAGAGCAUGAUCGAAAGACGAGAGCUGGACUAGAUUAUGAAUCUUCUUUUGGGAAAGUUAAGCCUAACGAUACCAUUCGUAUGCUUCAAAGAACAACACCAUACUACAAAAGGAAUCGAGCACAUAUCUGUAGUUUCUUCAUUAGGGGAGAGUGUACGAGAGGUGCCGAGUGUCCGUACCGGCAUGAGAUGCCUGAAACCGGAGAGUUAUCACAGCAGAACAUUAAAGAUCGUUACUAUGGUGUGAACGAUCCAGUUGCAUUGAAGCUACUUGGAAAAGCUGGUGAGAUGGGGACUUUGGAAACUCCGGAGGAUCAAAGCAUCAAAACGCUUUACGUUGGCGGGCUAAACUCUCGAGUCCUUGAGCAAGACCUGCGAGAUCAGUUCUACGCCUAUGGAGAGAUCGAGUCCGUCAGAAUCUUGGCCGAGAAAGCAUGCGCGUUUGUCACCUACACAUCCCGAGAAGGAGCAGAGAAAGCCGCAGAAGAGCUCAGCAACAAGCUAGUUGUCAACGGUCAGAGGCUCAAGCUCACUUGGGGAAGGCCUCAAGUUCCCAGAACCGAUCCAGAUGGCGGCGGCGGUGUUGUGGCUCACAGUGGAUUGCUCCCGCGAGCCUUGAUAUCUCAGCAGCAUAAUCAACCUCCACCGGUGCAGCAGUACUAUAUGCAUCCACCACCACCACAACACCCUCAUCAAGACAGACCUUUUUACCCGUCAAUGGACCCUCAGAGAAUGGGUGCAGUCAUAUCGUCCCAAGACGGAGGUUCAAGCAGCAGUGACAACAGAGGAGCUGCUUCUUCUUCUUACCCGAUGCAGCCACAUGGCCACUAUCCGCACCAGCCAUACCCGCCAGCGCCAUAUGGAGGAUAUAUGCAACCACCUCACCAGCAGUAUCCUCCUUACAAUCAAGGACCACCACAAGCUGCUCACCCUUAUCCGCAACAACCGGGUCCCGGUUCAAGGCCUAAUCCUCCUCCUCCGAGCUCAGUCUCUGCUCCACCACCUGACUCUGUGCCUGGUACAGCUUCAGGAUCUUCUCAGCAAUCAUCUGCUGAUGUUACUGGUUCGUCUUAA
Molecule: messenger RNA, 1431 nt
Organism: Microthlaspi erraticum
Lineage: Eukaryota; Viridiplantae; Streptophyta; Magnoliopsida; Brassicales; Brassicaceae
Source: the annotation of a GenBank genome assembly